Molecule: messenger RNA, 1623 nt
Organism: Echinostoma caproni
Lineage: Eukaryota; Metazoa; Platyhelminthes; Trematoda; Plagiorchiida; Echinostomatidae
Source: the annotation of a GenBank genome assembly
GUCACUGUGUGUCAUUCAGCUCCAAAACUGUGUGCCACAGUUGCGGAAACUGUGACCGGAAUGCAAAGACGACCAAACCCAUGUCUCAUAUCCCGACCACGUUCAACCUUUUUGCCCGGCGUGGAUCUGGUCGAUCGCUCCUCUGAUCCGGUUCGAUCCCGACUGACCACGACAACUGCCAGACCUCGGCCGGAACUCUACUUGAUUUCUGCACGCAAUUCAACCCGUCAGGCGGACACAACUCCACAGCCCAACGGGGACCCGGUUGAUUUGGAUUGGACAGUUGGUUCGAACACGGCCUCCUCAACCUCAGUGCGACAGCGUCGCAGCCGUGAUGCCACAGAUCGAAUCGGAGUAUUGUGUCCUAAAGAGUCCCCAGUGCGAACCACUCGAACAUCCUCCAGUGAUUUCCGAACCAACUUCAAUAUCCAAGCCCGCGUAAAUGUCCGGGCAGUUGGGAUGGGACAAUGGGCAUACGGUUCAUCAAAACAUUACACGUCCGGACGCGUUUGGCUGGUUCAGAUCAAAGUCGUGCGCGUCGUCCUGUUCGAUGCGCCUGGUGGAGCACUUGGAUUUACGCGCCGUGCAAUUGAGAACAUAUCGCCUGUUUGCACAGUUUCCACGCCUGUGAAUACGACCACGGCAACCGCAGCAGCUGUAUCGGGUGAUGUCACCAGUGAUCCACGCGAUAGGCUGGCGGACACUGAAGUGGAACAAACGGUAGCCGAUCAGGACUCUGUUUGGUGGCUCAGUUUAUUGCCUUACAAACCUUCUAAUUUACCCACCAAUUUGGCCGAUCGUUUACGCCAACGAAAUAGUUUGGUUUUAGCUCGGUGUUCGCCCAGUGCACGGUUGUCAAAUAGUUCCUUACCAACUACGCUUCCUCACCUGGUCCAUCCGACUCCUCCAUCAUCAACUCAACCUCCUGGUAUCGGUUCACGCCUGGGUGUCCCAAUUCAUUUAGCGGGUGAAUCGCUCCGGUCUCAACCAAUGAUGAUGAUGAUGAUGACACAAUCCUUAUACGAACAACGGGAUCCUCCUGAUCAAGCCUAUAUGACAUCAUCUGAUCAGUUAUCCCCACCGGAUAUGACCACACCUCGAGGUAGCCGUCAAGAGUUACGCUCUGGUCGUCCUUCUCGAUAUCGACUACCUACCAGACCGUCCAGUCUCUAUGUGGACAAACCAGAUCCACCGGCCAUCCUGAUGCCGUCGUUAGCUCAUUUAUCAGCAAUCGGUUGCUCAUCCAGCGGGGAGACUGGACUGAGUCGACCGGGAACUUUGUGGGAUAGACGAGCCUCAGCUGGUCACAUCAACCAAUCAGAUGGUUCCUCGUCCGGACCAGGGACUAGUCCCAGCCCAAGCGGAGAUAGUAACUUUGCAACUGAGGGCCCAACAGAUCCACUUUCCAUGCUUUCCUCGUAUACAAGUACAACUAUACCGCCCACAGACCCCAUACUGACAAAAACAUGGUCCGCCGAGAAAACAGACAGUCCACUGUUGGGACAGUAUUGUCGACUGCUCAAUUUGCGUACGGUUCAAUCAAAUCCUACUGGACCAGGCGCUUCAGCAACAAACAGUGACUUGCCAACUCCAUCAGCAGAAACACCACUGACUCCAGUCUGA